GUUGUUUUGUUCGUAAGGGGAAAAAAAAGUGUCGCCAUUUUGUUGGAUAAAGUGCUUUUCUAAGGAUAUUUUUUGGUUCCCGUGCUUCCUUCGGGAUGGGGGAGACAAAAAUUAUUUAUCAUAUAGAUGAUGAAGAUACCCCCUACCUAAUAAAGCUCCCCAUCCCUGCAGAUCGGGUAACUUUAGGUGAUUUUAAGAAUGCAUUAAAUCGACCGAACUUCAAGUUCUUCUUUAAGUCAAUGGAUGAUGAUUUUGGGGUGGUAAAAGAAGAAAUUGUUGAUGAAGAUGCCCAUUUACCAUGUUUUAAUGGAAGAGUAGUAUCCUGGCUUGUUGCAGCUGAUAACAGUGCUUCAGAUAGCCAGUCAGUAACUGAUUCACAAACUGGAGAUGUUGUACAACUACCUGCAGAAAGAGUUGGUGGUAUUGGAGAUAGUCGUCCCCCUUCAUUUCACGCCAAUCCUUCUUCAGUUGUCAGUCGUGAUGAGCCAUGUGACACUUGUACAGAAUCAGAUUCUGUACUUAGUAGUGCAAGAAGAGUUGGACCAUCACAACAUGUUGGAAUGCCUGGAGUAGCUUAUCGAUUCAGACAAACAGUAGGAAAUAAUGGGCCAAGGAUAAAUGGCCAUGGCCAUCUGAAACAUGACAGACACAGAGAUCCUCGCAAUCUUUAUGAAACAUCAACAAUGCUUAGCAGUGAUCUAGAGACCACCAGUUUUAUAGACUCAGAAGAAGAUACAGCCAGCAGGUUUUCCACAGUAACAGAUACAACGAGCAAGUCUUCAAUUUAUGGGCGCCAUAGACGACGGCGGCGGCGCCAUAGGCCUCCCCCUAUUAGUCGUGCAUCUUCAUUUAGUAGUAUUACAGACUCCACCAUGUCUUUAAAUAUUAUAACAGUCACAUUAAAUAUGGACACAGUCAAUUUUUUAGGUAUCAGUAUUGUAGGUCAGAGUAACAAAGGUGGUGAUGGUGGCAUAUAUGUUGGUUCUAUAAUGAAAGGAGGAGCAGUGGCUCAAGAUGGUCGAGUUGAACCAGGAGAUAUGAUUCUUGAAGUGAACGGAAUAAGCUUUGAGAAUAUGAGUAAUGAUGAUGCUGUUAAAACUUUAAGAGAAGCUGUACAGAAGCCAGGUCCCAUUGUACUAGUCGUUGCCAAAUGCUGGGAUCCCAAUCCAAAAGGUUAUUUCACUGUUCCUCGACAAGAACCAGUUCGUCCUAUAGAUCCAUCUGCCUGGAUAGCCCACACAACUGCCUUGCAACAGCAGUAUAUGGGUCGGACAGGCCCUGUAGCACCAUCUAUCAGCAACAUGACAUCAACCACUUCAUCUUCUCUUACAAGUUCCAUACCAGAGUCUGAAAGGGGAUUUGAUGAUAUGAAUUUGACAAUAGCCACUGAUAUGGGUACAGUGGUGAAAGCUAUGGCUCAGCCAGACUCAGGGCUAGAGAUUAGAGAUAGAAUGUGGUUGAAAAUAACUAUAGCCAAUGCAUUUAUUGGUGCAGAUUUGGUGGACUGGCUGUUUACACAUGUAGAAGGUUUUGCAGAUAGGAGAGAUGCUAGAAAAUAUGCUUGUCAUUUGCUAAAAGCUGGCUACAUUAGACAUACAGUCAAUAAGUUGACAUUUUCUGAACAGUGUUACUAUAUAUUUGGAGAUUAUUAUGGUGGUCCACCAAUAUAUCCUGAUCUAGCUUCUCUCAAUUUGGAAGAUGUAGAUUCUGUAUCUGAAGCUGAUCGUGAUACUCUGGCUCCUCUUCCACCUCCAUCAUGGAGCAGCAACCAAUUCCCUUACAGCUCCAGCUCUUACCUCCCCCAGAACUUACAUUAUAUCCCAGCCUACGCUCUUAACACUGGAGACAAUGCCAGCUUCGUGGGCAGUUUUGUGGAUGUCCCACCUGGAGUUCCCAUGCCUGGCAGUAUUGGGGUGCCUGGUAGCAAUGUUGUAUCCCAUGGUGGUGGCAGUGCAGGGAGUGUACACAGUGCAUCAGUUGUGGCUAAAGAUUGUGCAUGUUUGUCAAGUACUUAUAACCAGCUGAAGAGACUCUGGGAGAACAAAGAUAAACAAAAUGCACAAUUACACCAGCAACAUGCCACUACAGGCCCCAGUGGAGACCAUACUAUGGGUGACAAGCACUCGUAUCCAUAUGGCUCCCCUAUUAACUUACGUCACCAUCCUGCAUGCUUGAGGAAUUCCAAUAGUAGCUUAGGAAGUAGUGCCUCAGGGAGCAGUAAAAAGGACAGAGACAAAUCUGGAGGGAAAUCAGGGAGUGGAAGUGAUACAGAUGCAAGCUUAGCAAGUGCCAGAAGAGUGGGACCGUCUUCACAGGGGGCACCUGGAGCACCUCCAAUGUCAAAUCUGUCUUCCGUUCCUCCAGAAGUUAGUGGUAGCAGGCAAUCAUUUCGUAUGGCCAUGGGCAAUCCCUCUCUCAUAGAAGCUGAAGAUAUAGACUGAUGAUGGCAUGAGACUUCGUGGAAACUUCUAGAAAUAUAUAUUGCCCCAAACGGAUCAGUCACAAAUAGGCCCUCCCUAGCAGGCAGUCAAGCACAGUGCUGUUGUUUUUUUUUUUUCUUCAGCUUCUUAAAAACUCGUCAGACAUUCUCUGUUCUAACCCAUCUCUUAGAACGCUUGGCUGGGAUUGUACCAAGUCCAACACUACACUUGACUGUGUCAUGCAAAAUUGUGUGAUUGUUGACUAGACAAUGUAAUGUUAUGAAGACUUGCACUUAACUUUUCAUGUUCAUGUCAUCAUUGCUGUGUCAUUGCAUUUUGAGAACACUGUAUCCAGGAACACUCUGCCACAUUGCUGCUUAGUAUGUUGUACUUUAUUCUGGAAACUUCUUCACAGUUAAAUAUUAGUUUGUUUACCCCUGUCCACAUUUUUAUAUAAAUAUAUAUAAAGCAGUUUCCAUUAAAUGUAGUGAGUCCAGAAAUUAAUUCAAUAAACUGUUCACACUGUUUUAUCAUUAUUGUUUACUCUCUACAACUUUGAAUGUCUUUACAUUUAUCAAGAAGCAUUUUUUAAAAACACAAUUUUUUUAAAAUGAAUGAUACUAACAUACUCAGAGUUUUAAAAAAAUGAUGCUUCAGUUGCUUGUAACCUAAGUUGUUCUGCUAAAGUAGUUAAUAGGAUAGUGUUCAGGACAAUGUAAGUUUGACUAUAUUUUGAUGGGACACUAGUGCUUUAUGUCUUAAAAAUACUGAAACUGACAUUAUUCAUUCAGUAAUUUUUUAAUAUUAUUUUUUAAGACUUCCUUCUUACAUCUUGCCUAGGCACAAGAACAAAUUGAUGGUUUCAUCAUGUUUGCUUGUAAUACCUUUUUUUUUAAGAGGGUGUAUCUUAUUAGGCACUGAUUUUGUUGUAAAAAAAUUUUUUUUACUCUGUUCUAAGUGAAAGCAUAUCAAAUGUUUUUUUAACCAUAGGAUAAUUCUCCACAAAAUAAUUUUUUUUUUUCAAGACAGUCCUGCUAGGAGAUAUUGAAUAUUUGCUAGCUGAAUUAAGUCCCCAUGGUGUUCCCUAUAUACAGGUGUUCUGAAACUUUAAGAGAUCUUCAGGCAGGGUCUCAUCCUAAGUAGUUUGUUUGGAAUUAUUUAAAAAAUUGUUUUUUUUUUCAAAGAUACUCUACUAUUGUUAAUAAAAGGUCAUUUAUUGAAGCAUGAAAGUUUGAACAAAGUUUAUUGUGGUUUCUGUAAAUGAUAUACAUUUGUACAUAACUUAUAACUUUUUUUAAUAGCUUGAAUCAAAACAAAGCAGCACAUCAGAAUUAUUGUCAGAUAUUUUUUUUUGUUAUAAUUGUAUAGCAUAUAUAUAAAUGGGCAUACACUUGAUAGGAAAUAGAAACUUGGGCUGAGGGUUUAUUCAUUUUAUUGUAAUCAGGAUAGUUACACUUGAGUUACAACUAGGUUUUAUUUAAUGACUAACCACAAGGAUUAUUACAACAUAGUGCAGACACAGUAAGACAGAAUUGCCUAACUGGUCAAGUAGAAUUUGUUUUUUGAUUGUUGCUUUGAAUUAAACCUCAUGAUGAAUACAGAAAUGUUUUUAUCUCUGUCAUAAAGUAAAGAUAAUAUGUUCCAAUGAUAUCACAUUAAAUGGUUUGGAACAAAACAAACAUUUAGAUAUGUUCUGUUGUGUUAGUUACAAGAGUAUUUUAUGCCACUGUAUAUUUGUCCUUUAAAUCCAUUGUUUAGGAAAGUUCGUAUAUUAUGGUUCAUUGACCACUUGCUGCUGAUCUGCUUCAAUCAUGUACAUAGUUCUAUACAUAUAUUCAAUACUUAUGUGCAAUUUUUGUGUAAGCAUCCUUAGUAUGUCAGUGACUUACUAAAUUAGAGAAUCAUAUCAUUAUACUUGUACCAGUCAGGACUGUUGGUGAACGUUUUGUCUCAAAACACUGUACAAUUUGUAUAUUUGAAUAAAUAUGACAUAAUAACAUA
Biomphalaria glabrata is the source of this 4421-nucleotide messenger RNA. RefSeq names its product segment polarity protein dishevelled homolog DVL-3-like. Lineage: Eukaryota; Metazoa; Mollusca; Gastropoda; Planorbidae. The transcript has 18 exons. Gene Ontology annotation, cellular component: cytosol. Gene Ontology annotation, molecular function: frizzled binding. Gene Ontology annotation, biological process: intracellular signal transduction; canonical Wnt signaling pathway. The coding region runs from base 96 to 2441 and encodes 781 amino acids. The record is from RefSeq and is a predicted model, not a curated record.